AUGAAAGAAGUCGGGUUCACAACAUAUCCCGAUCUUGAAACGAAACAACAUGUUUACAUGCGAUAUAAACAUGAAGGUAGUCCCAAGUGGUAUGUAAAAUGCAAUGAACUUGUGACACGAUCUGAUGGCGUAGUUUGCCGGUGUUCAAUGCAAGAACAAAGGGAGGAUCAUUAUAAAAACUGGCUUAAGACUCAUGUUCACACAUGUCAGGCCGGAGAAGCAUUAUCGCAGCAAACAUUACUUGACUACUACAAUAAAGGUAAACAGCCAAAUGAUCCAAUGUUGGAUUUAUCGAAUGUAUACGAUGAAAUGACCAUUUUUACCGGUAAGUUCAACCUUGCCUUAGACACAUUUGCAUCCCCAGAAUUCACGCAUGUUGCAAAGAUUUUCAUUAUGUUCACAAUAUAUCAAAUGAUGAACAAAUACAAACAACUUCAGUCAGCUAAUAUCAAUCCGGAAAAACUUGCUGACAAAUUAUAUAAGCCUAUUACACGUGAUGAGAUCCGAAAUAGAAUGAUUGCUAUUGCUAACAGCAUACACCUUGCUAAAGUUCUCGAAUUCGCCAAAAAAGCAUACACUUGUGUCGCCAUCGAUGAAGGCAAGACACAUGAUUACCACAAUCUUGAUUUUGUCUUAACAAAUCCGUUGGAGCAAAUGAAGCCAUACCCAGUAGAGGCGAUAGAUAUGAAGGAUGGCCAGACAAGUCAGGAUUAUAAAUCCGCAAUAACAGCAGGAUUUAACAGAAUUGACAUUAGGAAAGUCAAGAUAGGUAGUGUGGUAGUUGACGGAGGACCAGCACAGUUAAAAUGCUUCAAAGAUACUUGGAAUGAUUCAUUCUAUCAUGACAGAGAUCCAAAAUACUACAAGAUAUUGCUUAUUCCCUGUUUGUGUCACAGAAUCCACAACAGCUAUCAAUAUAUUGCUGGCAAGAACAACCAGUUACAAAGUUUAGUAAAGGAUGUGCACAGAAUUGCAGAACUUUGUCGCAUUCAUGCUGACGAUAUAGGUGCACAAUGUCCACAGCAUGUAUCCACCAGAUGGAUAUAUGACUAUAAUAUAUGUGUCUUUAUUCUUAAGUACGAAAACAAAAUCAAGCAAUAUAUAAAUGUAGAUCACGAUAAAAUCGUACAAUUGAAAGAUUGUUUAGCUGUUCUUAAAAAGCUAAUCUUAGUAUUCGAAUCGGAUAAGGCAUUGUUGGCAAAUUGUUACAUUUGGCUUCGUAAAGCCAUAUCAGCUCUCAAUCUUUUGACAUCCAAUUUGCAUAAUGCAUUCGGAUCCAUCUUGGCAUCUUCAUUGGAUAGCUAUACCUUGGACUCUGACUUUGGUGGGCUAUGGUGUUUGGCAUUCUCUCUCACGCCGAGAGGAAGGUUCUACUUCCAUAGAAAGUUUGUUAAAAACGAAGAAGUAGAAGAUUUGGCCGAUCCCUUGAGUUCCUUUCAAAGUGAGCAUAUUCCUGAUAAAGAUCCGGCAGAAGAUUUACAGGACAUUUACAUGGAUUCUAUUUUUGAGGAAGGUAACACAAACGCUGUAAUUGAUGUAACAGAUGAAGGCACAUUUCGUAGAAUUGUCGAAUCUGAUGAUCAACUUAGGCUUACAUUGCAAGAUGUACGCGAGGAUAAUCAUCAGACUGCCGAAAAUGAUCUAACAGCAGCUAAAGAUUACCUCAAGCGCAUUUUGGUUCAAUUCCGAUUGAACGAAAGACAAAAAACGCUUGUACUCUCGUUAUAUAAUACGUUCAUCAAUAAGGAAUCAGACAUCUUUGAGAACGAUCUGAUGGACGAGGCACAAAAUUAUGCUUGGGAAGAGAUCUCGCAUAGAAUUGGAGAAAAAUCCAUCCUUGCGGAAAUAGCAUUACGCUUGUUAUGUUCAUCUCCUUCGGAGGCAACAUGUGAACGUAAUAUCAAAGCACAAAGGUUAAUUUUGAACGUUAGGCGGUUAAGAUCCAAGAAAAACUUGUUAAAUAGCCGUCAUAUCUUAAUGGCAACUAAAUGA
This is a messenger RNA of Trichomonas vaginalis G3, 1992 nucleotides long. RefSeq names its product ribonuclease H-like family. The record is from RefSeq and is a predicted model, not a curated record. The coding region runs from base 1 to 1992 and encodes 663 amino acids. The transcript has a single exon. Lineage: Eukaryota; Parabasalia; Trichomonadida; Trichomonadidae.